UCGGGAUGACUCCUGUCACGGUGUAAUCAUUGAAUAUAUAAUGUCAUCCAGGCCAGGAGCUUUUGUGUCCAGUUUGAUUUUUGAUAUUAUCAUUUUUAAAACAAGCUGUGCAUUAUGUUACGUUUUCUAAAUUUCUCAUAACAAAUCUAACUACCGUGCUCUGAUGAAAUAAACGUAAAGAGAAUGGCUCGACCGAAGCAUAGAGUUAACACGGAUAUAUGCGCUGACUGCGGAGCCCUUGAACCAGGAUGGGCUUCAUUGAACAGAGCAAUUUUAUUAUGUGAUGAUUGUUGUGGAAUACAUCGUAGCCUUGGUCGUCAUAUAUCUCAAAUAAAAUCACUUCACAAGAGCAUUUGGCAUACAAGUCUGCUUAAUAUGGUGCAUACAUUGAAUGAUAAUGGAGCAAACAGUAUUUGGGAACAUUCCCUGUUAGAUCCUAGUAACUCAAAGAUUAAUAGAAGAAAACCACAAGCUAAAGAUCCAUUACAUCCAGUAAAGGCUGAUUUUAUUAGAGCAAAACAUCAACAUUUAACAUUCAUAUUACAUCCAAGUAAGGAAGAAAGUUGUAGUGAAGAGGAAUUAAGUAGACAGUUACAUAGUAGUGUUCGUACAAGUAAUUUAGAAACUUCUUUAAGAUUACUUGCACAAGGUGCUAAUCCAUGUUAUUUUUACAAGGAAAAGGGUACAACACCUUUACAUGUAGCUGCUAGGGCAGGGCAAGCUUUGCAGUUAGAGCUUUUAAUAGCAAAUGGUGGUAAUCCUAGCAUGAUUGAUGCAAAUGGACAGACACCUGCUGAAAUUGCUAAAAUGGCAGGACACAUAGAUUUAUCUGAUCGUAUAAUUGAAUGUAUGUACGAAGUAACGGACAGAUUGACAUAUUACAUAUGUUCCCGUAAGCCAGAUCAUCGACUGGAUGAGCAUAUAAUUAUUCCCGAAUGUACAUUAUUGUUGGAACAAAGUGAUCUAUGUGUAGAAGGAAGAAAUAAGUUACAACUGUUACCAAAUCAUUUGUUGGAAGAACUGGCAAUGGAUGUUUAUGAUGAGGUGGAUCGUCGAGAAAACGAAGAAAUUUGGUCUGCAACUGCAUCUUUACCAGAAAAAUGUACAGUACCUUUUUUACCAGUCAAUCCACAAUUGUCAUCCACAAGAAAUCAGGGUAGACAAAAACUAGCAAGAUUUACACCAAAGGAAUUCGCUACUCUUAUUAUAGACCUUCUCAUUGAGGCUCGCAGAAGACAUAUGCUUGCAAAUAAUGCACCACUACAAGAUCCAGCUGUUUCUAUGCUUCGUAAAGAACAACCUGGAAAAUAUGGAUCACAAAUGUCUGAUGAUGAACCUUUAUAUGAUAGCGUCGCUUCUGAUGACGAUUACGCAUUGACAUCGACAGACAAUACGAAGCCUGAAUAUUCAACACAGUUUAAAAUGGAUAACGAGGAAGCCUUUGCACCAUUAGCCAAGGGGCUUCCAUCUGUCGUAGAAGUUUUGAAAAAACAAUUAACUCUCUCUGAAUCUACCGUCAGGGAUCUCCGUGAGCAGAUACAUACUUUGCAGAAUACUAUAGAACAACUAACACAUGAAAAUAAUGAAUUGAAACAAAUAAUUCAUUUAAAAGGGUCCAGUGAUGGUGUUGUUAAUGGUCACGUCGGCGGAGAACAGGAACCAGAGUUAGAGCCAGUGCUUGAUAUAAAAACAUCUCUCAGUAGAAGUAACCAGCGACCUGCGUCAAUGUAUGAAACAAGGGAAGGUUUACGAAAACCUAGUUCAUGGGCAACAUCACUUUGUCAGUCAAAACGAGAUUCAGAGGCGAUGUCUCGCAGCAAUACACAAAGCUUGUGGGAAUGCGGUACUCCCAAUCUUCCUCCCAGCGAGGAAGUUACUCGAAGAACUGAACAAGUUACAAGAAGAAUUCAGGAAUUAUGGAUGGCCAUGCAAGAUCCAAAACAACGAGAAGCUUUCGUACCUUGUGCAGAAAGAAUUCGUGUUGCUGUUGCUGAACUCACAGCAAUAUUUCCUCAAAAUCCAAUCGAGGAAAAUAUUAGAUCUGCUCUACGUCAAUUAAAUGGUAAUACAGGUAGACUUCAAGCAGAAUGUUCUGGUCUUCAGAGAUGUACCAGCGAUAUCGAACAUAUGGAUCGUUGUCUUCAGCAAGUACGUUCAUGUGCUUAUGACAUUGCCAAAGCAACGAAGCUUCUUGUUACCCAAUUUCAAACGUAACAGAUCAAAGGCAAAGUAUUACAAUUUAACUAAUUUUUCUAUACUUGAUGUAUAUAAUUUGUAC
Messenger RNA from Habropoda laboriosa, 2278 nucleotides. It is a transcript of the gene Git, whose product is annotated as ARF GTPase-activating protein GIT1. Gene Ontology annotation, biological process: brain development; regulation of ARF protein signal transduction. The transcript is spliced from 13 exons. Bases 184 to 2214 code for a protein of 676 amino acids. NCBI's taxonomy places the organism in Eukaryota, Metazoa, Arthropoda, Insecta, Hymenoptera, Apidae. Gene Ontology annotation, molecular function: GTPase activator activity; protein binding. The record is from RefSeq and is a predicted model, not a curated record.